Coprinopsis cinerea okayama7#130 is the source of this 882-nucleotide messenger RNA. RefSeq lists its product as hypothetical. The record is from RefSeq and is a predicted model, not a curated record. Bases 5 to 814 code for a protein of 269 amino acids. The transcript has 8 exons. Gene Ontology annotation, biological process: basic amino acid transmembrane export from vacuole. Gene Ontology annotation, cellular component: fungal-type vacuole membrane. Lineage: Eukaryota; Fungi; Basidiomycota; Agaricomycetes; Agaricales; Psathyrellaceae.
CUUCAUGCUGGCAUUGAAUGUCAAUGACACGCUAAGCAAUGUGCUUGGCUGGAUCUCAAUCGCCUGUUGGAUUGUGGUCUAUACUCCGCAACUAUACGAGAACUAUGUCCUUCAAUCCGGCGAAGGCGUCAGCGUCCUAUUCGUUGUCAUCUGGCUUCUCGGCGACCUGCUCAAUCUGACAGGCGCUAUCCUCGCGGGCCUGAUUCCGCCAAUAAUCAUCGUUGCGGUCUAUUAUACCACAUGCGACAGUAUUCUCUUGUCGCAGAUCUAUUACUACCGAUGGAAGCGUGGUCGUUUGAGCCAACGACGACGGCAAUCUGCUGGCCAGGAUGAACAGGCCCCUUUAAUUGCCGGUGAUACCCGACGAGGGACGUCGGAGGUGACGCCUAUUCGAGUCGUUCUUCUCCGUUACUCGUGUGCCGUCGUUUUUGUGGUUAGCGUUGGGAUCGGAGCAUGGUGGAUCAGUGAAAGGGUGAAUGAAAAGGGUUUCGAACCGCCGGAGACCAGGGACUCCUGGCUGGUCCAGUUCCUCGGCUGGUCCAGUGCAGUCCUCUUCCUCGGGGCUCGUAUCCCCCAGAUACUGAAGAAUUUCAAAACCCGGUGCGAAGGGUUAUCACCUGCCCUUUUCUUCUUCUCGAUACUCGGGAACACGACGUAUGCCUUGUCCAUUUGCGCCAAGAGCAUGGAUAGGGCAUACCUCCUUACCAAUGCCGGUUGGUUGGCAGGGAGUGCACUAACAGUGUUCCUCGACAUCUUUGUUCUUUGUCAAUUUAUCUAUUACAGAGCGAAGGAAGAUGGUCGGAUGGAAGAGUGAGCUGUAUGACAUAGAACUAGGAGACAAUAAAAAACAUGAUGAUGCCCAAUCAAGUAAAAUGUAGAAAA